This is a messenger RNA of Epinephelus fuscoguttatus (brown-marbled grouper), 6597 nucleotides long. It is a transcript of the gene ppef2a, whose product is annotated as protein phosphatase with EF-hand domain 2a. Gene Ontology annotation, cellular component: cytosol; nucleus. Gene Ontology annotation, biological process: negative regulation of MAPK cascade; detection of stimulus involved in sensory perception. The record is from RefSeq and is a predicted model, not a curated record. The transcript is spliced from 19 exons. Gene Ontology annotation, molecular function: manganese ion binding; iron ion binding; protein serine/threonine phosphatase activity. Bases 2090 to 4303 code for a protein of 737 amino acids. NCBI's taxonomy places the organism in Eukaryota, Metazoa, Chordata, Actinopteri, Perciformes, Serranidae.
UGCUAUCUGAUAAGCCGUUCCUCAGAGAAUUAGCUAACUGCUAAUCAGUGACAAUGAAUUUGUUCAUCAUUUAAAAACAACCCAAAUUAGAUGGUUACAGCGUCUUUAAUUUAAUAUAACGUAAAAAAAACGUAUAUUUUAAGGCGAAAUUAGCACCCAGCUAAACCGUUGGUUAACAUGCAUAUACCUGUACCUAUGCUAACUGAUUAGCCGUUCCCCAGAAAAUUAGCUAACUGCUAAUCAGUGACAAUUCAUUUGUUCAUCAAUUAAAAAUAACCCAAAUUAGAUGGUUACAGCUUCUCAAAUUUAAUGUAAUGUUUUCUUGCUUCUCAUUGUUUCAUAUCAAGUUGAAAUCUAUUUUGUUUUUGUCUCUUUGUCAGAAAAAAUGAUAAUAUGAAGACCAAACUCUGGACUCUGGUAACCUUUGAUGUGCAUUUAUUAGCAUAUUUUUAGACAAAUAUUUAAUAGAUUUAUCAACUUUUUAAAAAGCAAUCCACAAUUACUGAUGACUUCCAUAUUUACCUACUGAUACCUGUGUGUUUCAGAGAUUUACUGUAUGGAGUAACUUUGAGUAAUCAAUUAUCACUUUUUAUUGGGUUUUCAUUGGGAGAAACAUUUGAGGGGUAAAAAGACACAAAAAGAUAAAUAACUGACCACCAAAAUGACAAAAACACAAGCAUACAUAAGUUGAAGGAACUGUGUAAGAUUUAGGGUGAAAUAGUGGCAUCUACCGUGAGGAUUUUGGAUGGCAACCAGCUAAAACUUCUCCACAUUAGAGUUACUUCAGUGUUCAUUGUUAAGGAGGUUUUUACCAGGAGCCAAAUUAUCCGCAGAGGUCUCUUUGACUCCAAAACAAGAGGACCAAGUGAUGAAAGAAACAGUAAAAGCACUAAAUAAAGCAGUUUAAUGUUAAAAGGCAGUGUUUCUCUGACGCUGUUUGGCAUGAUGCACACAGGCUGCUUGCCCAGCAUCUGCUAUGACUGCUGAUUACCUAAUGUGUGCUCAUCUUACCUCUGAACCAGACAUUCAGAAGGUUUUUACCGGGAGCUGUAUUAUCUGCAGAGGCCUCCUCCUCUCCAAAACAAACACAACAGGCGAUUUAAACCAUUAAAAAUGCUGAAUACAUCAGUCAUGUUACAAAUCUGUUUCCCCGACACUAUUUGGGAUGUCAGAGAAGGACUGCCAUCCCAGCACCUUCUAAUCUGUGCUCACCUUUUUUUCUGUGUAAGAUGCAGAUGUUCAGCAGGUUUUUACCAGGAGCCACAUUGUCUUCCUCUCCAAGACAAACAGACACAAUUAUUUAAACUGGUAGAAACACUUAAUAAAGCAUUUUUACAUUCAAAAAAAAAAAAUCACUGUUUUUCCAACAAUGUCAUUGCGGAGGGGCUUCAAACUACAGUGGCCGACGUGAAAACGGCCUAUGUAGAGCCAGUGUUUGCUUUGCCUGUUCUGGGCCACUGUAGAAAGGUGGUGGCUCAACAUGGCAGGCUUCCUAGACAAGGACCCACUUUCUGUGUCAGCAGCUCUUUAUAAGGUAACAAAAACACAACAAUUCUUAUUCUCAGUUGAUUAUGCACUAAAGAAAACGUACUUACUAUUUAAAUUAAAUUUCUGCCAUUAUAUCCCCCUAAAUUCUACACACUGGGCCUUUAAAGUCAUAAAAAUGAUUAUACUAAUGAAAGGUAUGGGGCAGUAUAUCUUGUUUUUGGGGAGGUGUUGUGCUUUUCUUUCAGCCUGCCAUGAACAGACCUGACACUGGACCAUUUCACUGCUGAAAAUGAAACAUGGAGGUUCCCUCAUUUGACUCCUCAUUAGACCAGUCUAGUCGCAUCAAGUCAUUAGCUCAAGUAAUCCACUUGUGGCUUGGUGCCUUGAUUAUGCGAUCACACCGAGAGACUAAACCAGCUUCAGCACAGACUGAGGGAGCGUCACACACGAGGCCUCUGUGAUAUCCUGCAGUUCUUGACCUGAACCUGGUGGACUGGUGGAGGAUGAAACAGAGCAAAUGGCUGUUUAAAUACUCAUCAAAACUGAGAGCCAAACAACUUGGGAGCUGGUGACUGGAUAGAGGAGGUGACCACGAACAGUCAUGGGAUGUGGCGUCACGAAGUCCGACCAUUUCCACAAAACAUCUGGAAAAGCUAUAAAAUCUGCCAUCCUGAUUCAGCGAUGGUACCGUCAGUAUGUCGCCCGCACAGAGAUGAGACGGAGAUACACCUGGCACAUCUUCCAGUCCAUCGAGUACUCCGGCGAACAGGCUCAGAUAAAACUUUACAACUUUCUCGGCUACCUCAUGGACAAUUUCACACCUACAAGCAAUGAACGGAAUUUGAUCUCACACAUCUUCAGAGAGAACGAGAUCUGUCGUGAUGCAGAGUGGGAGAGGUACUUCUGCUACAAGAACAUCGAAGUGCCAGAGAUUUACUCAGGACCUCACCUCACCUUCCCUCUGACGGUGGAGCAGGCGGUUGGGCUGGUGGAGGCCUUCAGGAACAAGAAACAGCUGCAUUCACGUUACGUCCUCCAGUUGCUGCUUGAGACGUGGAAACAGCUCCGGAUGUUGCCAAAUAUCAACCGUGUCUCCACCUGCCGCAGCAAAGAAAUCACUAUUUGUGGUGAUUUGCAUGGACAACUGGAAGACCUGCUGCUGAUUUUCUACAAGAACGGCAUGCCGUCCUUGGAGAAGCCCUACGUGUUUAACGGAGACUUUGUAGACCGAGGCAAAGACUCCAUCGAGAUCCUCAUUAUCCUGUUUUCAUUUCUGCUCGUCUAUCCGAGUGACGUCUACCUCAACAGAGGAAACCACGAAGACCACAUAGUCAACCUGAGGUACGGCUUCACGAAGGAGGUGUUGACGAAAUACAAGAUGCACGGCAAACGUAUCCUGAAGCUGCUGCAGAAGAUUUUCAGCUGGUUGCCGUUAGCGACAGUAAUCGAUCAGAAGGUGCUUGUACUCCACGGAGGGAUUUCAGACAGUACAGACCUCAGCCUCCUCGCCAGAUUGGACAGACACAAUUACGUUUCAGCGCUGAGGCCUCCAAAGAAGAGAUACCACAGCUCAGCGGGGUUGUCCAUCGACUCGGACAUGGACGAGGAGGUCUGGUCCAACCACCGGAUCUUCCAGCGUCGGACUUCCCUCACGUUUCCCAAACCCCUGGGGACCCGCGACAGCUUCCAGAACCGCUCGCUGCAGGACUUCUCUGACCGGAUCAAAGUGAACACGGUGGAUGAGGUGGAGAUCAACAAGAGGAGACAGUCCAUUUUCAACGCAGCGAUCAACAAACCAGAAAAUGAGUUGUCUUCGUCUUUGUCCAAUGAGUCUAUCAACAGUGAUCAUUCCAAAGACGAGUGGAAACAGAUUUUGGACCUGCUGUGGAGCGACCCAAUGAACCAGGACGGCUGCAUGCCCAACGAGGUGCGGGGCGGAGGCUGCUACUGGGGCCCCGACGUCACUGAGGACUUCCUGAACAAACACGGCCUGCAGCUCAUCAUCCGCUCCCACGAGUGUAAACAGGAUGGUUACGAGUUCUGCCACAACCGUAAUGUCCUCACUCUGUUCUCCGCCUCCAAUUACUACGAUGUGGGAAGCAACAGGGGGGCGUAUGUGAAGUUGGGUCCAGACCUUGUGCCUCAUUUACUUCAGUACCAGGCCAGCAGCAUGAUCAGAGAGCUCACCAUAAGACAAAGUGUCGGGCAAACCGAGCGCUCAGCCCUCAGAGUCCUGCGGGAGCAGCUGUUUGCGCACAAAUCUGACCUCAUCUGUGCCUUCAAAAAGUUCGACAGCGAGAACACAGGUCUUGUGUCUCUGAACGACUGGGCCUCUGCAGUGGAGAGCGUGAUGCACCUCAGUCUGCCCUGGAGGAUGCUGCGCUAUCAGCUGUUCACCAGUAAGAGCAGUGAUGGCAUGAUAAAUUACUACGAGUGGUUCAACGAGCUCGCCAUCAAAGGACCCAACACGGAUCACAUUGACCAGAGUCUGCUGGAGACUUUGUAUCGCCAUCGCUCCACCUUGGAGACCAUCUUCAGGAUCGUAGACACAGACAACUCAGGCUUCAUCACCAUCGAGGACUUCCGGCAGACCUGGAAGCUGCUGAGCGUCUACCUAAAGAUGGAGAUCACGGACGACGCCAUCUCCGACCUGGCCGUCACUAUUGACCGCAACAAUGACGGCAGCAUUGACAUCGAAGAGUUCAUGGAGGCCUUCCGCCUCACAGACAAGAAGAGCCGGCUGGAGCGAGGGCGCAGCAUGUUCAUGGGGACGGGCACUGACCUCACCAAGCUGGAGGGAGAUCCCAACAUUUGAGCAGAGAGACUGGGAACAGAGAGCGACCUCAGCUCAGACUCAGAGGGUAGGGGGAGGGAGGAAGGUGAGAUGAAGCCAACGCAAGCUGCUUUAAUGACGCACAUUGAGACGUAGGAUGCUGCCGAGCAACAGUAGAUCACAUGGGAUUAGAGGGAGGAUAGAGUUCAGGGUAUUUGACAGCGAAUGUUCAUUUCGCAUUUUGAUGCAGUUUUAUCUACUGAGGAAGAGACUGAAACACGACUGCAUCACGUCUCAUUUGUUAAGUGGGAAGCAUAUAAAACUGUUGCAAAGCAAAAUCCACAAACAUAGAAACAAAAAGGCGUCAUAUUUACACUGCACGAUUAUUACAAGAAUAAUAAUAAUAAUAAUAGAUGUUGCAUUAAAAUCCAUUUCUUUCAUUGUUUUCAACAUGUUUUGACUCGUGAAAGGUAAAAGAUAAAAAGAGUAACACCUGCACACUGACACAGAUGUUUUUAAAUGGACGGCAUUAAUCGAUUUUCAUUACCGCAGAACCUUCCUAUAUAUACAAAUAGGCUCAGCACAGAGACAAUUAUACAUAACAUUAAUCAAGUAAUAUCUAAAAAAACAUCGAAUGCAGUUGUAAAUUACACAAAAAUAAACAUGACAAUAUUGCACAUAACAAACAGCAUUUAAAAUGUAUUUAACUAGAAACCCUACAGUCAUAUUAGGGCCGCAACUAAUUAUUUUUAUGAUUGAUUUAUCUGCCAAUUGAUCACUUGUGUUUACUAUUUGGUCCAUAUAACAUCAGAAAAAUGUUUAUUACCAUUUACUUGAUGCAAAGGUGAUGUCACUAAAUGCCUUGUUUUGUCUGACCAGAAAACCAAAACCUUAGUUUAGUUUAUUAUGGUCAUUUUCUAUCUUAUAAAACUCAAAUAUGCACCAUACAGUCUAUGAUAUGCACAAGAAAAUAAAUAAAUAAUUGAAUAAUUAUUUGCAAUGCAGUGACAACUUUUGCUGACUGAAGUAAACUGAAACCUUAGCCUAAACCCUCUUUACAUGUAUUGUUUUGUACCUUUCCGUUUAGAUUGAUACAAUGAAAAUGAAAGAAACAAGCAAAUCAAUAUACCUGUAUAUAUUUUAUAUAUAUAUAUAUAUAUAUAUAUAUAUAUAUAUAUAUAAACGUCCCAAAUAUUACAUUUACUAUGAUGUUUGAACAAGAAAUAAGAGCAAAUGUUCUCAUUUGACAACCAUAAAUCAGGGAAUCUUUGUCUUUCACUUAAAAAAAAUUACUCAAGCAAUUCAUUAUUAAUCAAAAUAGUUGGGCCUUAAUUUUCUUAAUCGAUAAAUUGACUAAUUGUUGCCGCUCUGCUCCAUAAAAUGUGAAAAAAUGCCCAUCACAAUUUCCCAGAUGCCUUCUCAAAUGGCUUGUUUUGUUCAACCAACAGCCCAAAACCAGCAAUAUUCAGUUUACAGUGUUAAAAAAAAUGGAGCACAUCCUCACAUUUUGAUCCCAGUGAACCAUUUUCACUUGAAAAAAAUGACAUCUGAAAAUGAUGAUUAUUUUUCUGUUGACUCCCUAAAAUUAUUCAGUGUGCAGGUGUUAAUCUGUUCAUUUCCAGUAGCCUUGUAUCAACAUGUGAGGUGCGAAUAACUACACGCCUCCUAAAGACUUUAUAGAAACCAGACACUUAUAAAAACAAACCAAAAAACAGUAUGUGAUAAUAAACUUUAUUAUAUAUAUAUAUUAUAAUUGUGCAGCUCUCCAUUAGCUGCACUAAGUAAUUGCAACCAUUAUGUUGCUGGUGCCUUAGCAGUAGAAGCGCUUUUACUUCUAGAGACGCACUGAUGAUGUUUUGUAUCAGUGCCAACCGCCAAUGAUGCACCCGGGUCCCUCCCCGUCUCAGAUGGGAUUGGAACCCUCACCUUGUACAGAACGGAGAACUCGUGUUUUCUUUCAUUUGACUUUUAGGAUGGCUACCUCCAAAGUGUUGCUUUGAAGCCCAGAAGCUGUGUUUUAAAGGGAUAGUUUGAUAUUUUGAGAAGUCAGAUGAGAGGAUUGAUACUACUCUCAUGUCUGUUCAACCUGGUAUCAAUCUUUUUGUCUAACUAUCCUUUAAGAUACAGAGACAACAUGGGGUUUUAGGGUUUUUCUGUUAAAACUUCUCAGUUUCCAUUGUUAGAUAAAGUUCCCACGUUGUUUGAAGUCAUUAUUAUAACUCAACCAAAAAAGAGACGAGGAAACAGUGUGCGUAUGUGUAAAGUUGCUCUGUAUGUAAAAUGUAAAUUUUAAUGUAUGUGUGGGGUUUUUUUCUAGCAUGUUGACCAUGUAAAAC